AUGUUAUUUGCAUUUAACCAAUCUGAAUACAAUAUUACUAAAUCUCUUCACUACUUUAAAACUCCUACUCAACCUACCAUUGUCUGCUGUUAUUGCCAAAAAUUCUAUACUCUCUUUACUUUUAGUAAUCUUAACAUUCCAUUUAGACAAAUAACUUCUUUUCCUUCUUCUCAAAAAUUCACAUAUAUGAAUAUUGAUAUUACAUCUAAACAA
This is a messenger RNA of Cetraspora pellucida, 213 nucleotides long. NCBI's taxonomy places the organism in Eukaryota, Fungi, Glomeromycota, Glomeromycetes, Diversisporales, Gigasporaceae. The record is from the annotation of a GenBank genome assembly.